Molecule: messenger RNA, 794 nt
Organism: Mytilus trossulus (common blue mussel)
Lineage: Eukaryota; Metazoa; Mollusca; Bivalvia; Mytilida; Mytilidae
Product: serine-enriched protein-like
Exons: 5
Coding region: 33-794 (253 amino acids)
Molecular function (GO): protein binding
Source: RefSeq, a predicted model, not a curated record
AACCCAGAAAGAACCUGAAAAAUCACAGAAAAAUGGCACAUAAUCCCGCUUUUCAAGAUGAAUUUUACACUUGUUGUUAUGAUGAAGAAGAAUCACAGUUAAUGGUUUUGAAAGAUAAGCAAGCUUUGUGUGAAGAUUUAAAGUAUAUUCUGUCCGUACCUGAUCUAUGCGACGUUACGUUCCUUGUUGGUCCCGAGCAAUAUCCAAUCCACGGACUGAGAGCAAUACUAGCAUCCAGGAGCAGACUGUUUUAUAUGAUGAUUCUUGCAAAAGAAAAGGAGAUCAAAAUACAAGCUUCUCAGAAAAAAAUAGGAUUUUUGAAGAAAUUGAAAGAAAUUCGUAAACUGCUGACCUCUAAACCAUCAUACCAAACUCCAGAAUCAUCCAUUUCAAGAAAGUUGACAAUAGUUCUAGAAGAGUUUGAACCAAGUAUAUUUGAGAGACUGGUACGUUAUAUUCACUGUGGCAUGGUAUCAGUCGACGUCUUGUCUGUUGUUGGACUAUUGAACGCUGCUGAAAAGUUUGAGUUGGAAUGUCUGAAGAAUGCAUGCUGGGAGUUUGCUGUCAGUUGUAUCCGACCUGAUCUUGUACAUGAUCUUAUUGCCUCAGCGAAUGAGUACUCCAAUUGUAAAUUGACAAAUGAUCUUUUCAAAGAGAUUCAAGAAAUAUCACUGAAUCACCCUGAGUUGCUAUUCUGUACACCAAGAUCACGAUCAAACAGCUUCCGGGACGGUAAUGACUGCAGACCGAAAAGUAUAACCACAAACGGACUAUUAAUGAGAUCUGUGUUGUAA